UACUGUGACGUCACACUGGCCAAAGCGGACGCAGUGAGGGCGGUCGUUCGGUGGAAUAUAUAAGGAGUGCCAUGGCAGCGGUCUGUCACUUCUGUCGAUUUUUCCGGAUCAGAGCAGCAGGUCCCACGAUGAAGGCUGUCAUCCUCCUCGCUCUUGUCGCUGUCGCCCGCGCCGGGCUCGUCGGCCACGGCCACGCUGCCGUGGCUGUCGCUGCCGUCCCCGAGGCUGGACACUCCUCCCAGCACCGCGUGCAGGACCUUCACGGAAACUACAAGUUCGGCUACAAGGAGGCCCACACCAGCGGCGGCUCCUUCCGCCAGGAGGCCGGUGACGCCUGGGGCAACAAGGUCGGUUCCUACGGUCUGACCGACGCUGACGGUCGCGUCCGUGUCGUCAAGUACGUCGCCGACGGCCACGGCUUCCGCGCCCACAUUGCCACCAACGAGCCUGGCACCGCCGCCUCCCACCCUGCUGCCGCUGCCUACCACGCCCGCCACGCCGUGCCGGCUGUCGGCGUUGCUGCCGCCAAGGUUGUCGCCGCUCCCGUCGCCAAGGUGGCCGUCGCCCCUGUCGCCGUCGCCGCUGCCCCCGUGGCUAAGGUUGCCGUCGCCCCUGUCGCCAUCGCCGCUCCCGCCUACGGAUUCGGCUACGGACACGGUUACGGACAUGGCUAUGGUCUCGGCUACGGUCUCGGCUACGGUCUCGGACACGGUUUCGGACACGGUUUCGGAUUCGGUCACGGCCUGGGCUACGGAGGAUUCGGCCACGGAUAUGGUCUCGGCCUUGGCUACGGUCACGGCUUCGGCUACGGCAAGUUCUACUAAUUUAUUUCGGAGACAAAAUAAGAACUUCUACGUUGAUUUUCCAAUGUCCUCGUGUGCCAUCUCUCCUCUGUGAACGCGUGUACAGUGUCUUUCUUGUCAGUGUGAAAAAAAAAGAAAAGCCGAAUAAAGGAGUUGAAGGUA
Molecule: messenger RNA, 965 nt
Organism: Rhipicephalus sanguineus (brown dog tick)
Lineage: Eukaryota; Metazoa; Arthropoda; Arachnida; Ixodida; Ixodidae
Product: adult-specific rigid cuticular protein 15.5-like
Exons: 3
Coding region: 72-824 (250 amino acids)
Cellular component (GO): chitin-based extracellular matrix
Molecular function (GO): structural constituent of chitin-based larval cuticle
Source: RefSeq, a predicted model, not a curated record